Molecule: messenger RNA, 3043 nt
Organism: Labeo rohita (rohu)
Lineage: Eukaryota; Metazoa; Chordata; Actinopteri; Cypriniformes; Cyprinidae
Gene: adgrg1
Product: adhesion G protein-coupled receptor G1
Exons: 14
Coding region: 468-2408 (646 amino acids)
Biological process (GO): adenylate cyclase-activating G protein-coupled receptor signaling pathway; cell surface receptor signaling pathway
Cellular component (GO): membrane
Molecular function (GO): G protein-coupled receptor activity
Source: RefSeq, a predicted model, not a curated record
UAUACUGCACCUAGCCGGAAGUUUUUAUGAUACACCCUUGUUAAUUAUUUAAAGUUACAACAGUUUUGACAACUUUUUUAUUUACGGGUUUUCAUGUUGCCAUGGAAUUGCCUCUGGUGGAGUGUUUCUAAGAAACCGUUGUGAGAGUGUAGUACGUCUUCCUCCGCUUUCUGCAUGACUACGAGAUAAUGUGACACGAGCGCCUCAGUUCAGCGUUCACACGCUCUGAGGGACUGAAUCACUGUAGGCGCGGAGCCUGAGUGAGAAAGUCACUUGCGUUUAUCGCUCUUCCACUCGUUUUAUAUUACGCGUGUUUUGACAUGUACUGUCUCGCUGGGAACAUUACCGCAAAAUAAACAACGACGGUGUACGCGACCGUUUUCGACAAGCACGCGAGUGUUUCUGUACGAGGGGCAGAUAGCAAGUGUUCUGCGUUUGUCUGUGAACGGCAUCAUCUAUGAGCUACAAUGGAGCAGUAUUCAAAGACUGUAAGAAUGUGGAUAAUCACCUGCCUUUUGUUCAUUUUGAGUCAAGCAACAGAAAAUGACAGAGACUUUAAGAUGUGUGGAACAUGGCAUCAUGGCAUUGCAUCCCGAAAUCUGAAAUAUGAUUUAAAAACAGGCUGUGAGAAAAUUGAGAUUUCAGCCAAUGAGAGCACACUCUCUGUUAGGGGAAGUAUCACAGCAAAGUGCACAGAGUCUUCAUCCAUUCCUAUAGAAUCAAACCCUCAUCAAAAUCAAAGUCAUUUCUGUGUGUUCUGGGAGCCGCUGCUGGACCUGCUCAUAGUGGAAGUGAAUGGAAAGAAUCACACUCUGUGUCGAUCAAAUGGCCUUCAAGAAAACUGCUGCACUGACCUCUCACCAGACAAACAAGAAGCCGUUGCUCUGUAUGGUAUUGUGAAUGGCAGCAUCCGUGGCGAUAUCAUCAAAGAGGAUGUCAUGAAAAUGUAUGACUUUAAAGGAGAUACAAUCAACUGCAAGAAGAAAUUCUGUGAUGAGGCAAGAGUAGCAAACAUGAUAGAGGAAGUAGUGAUGAAAUCCAAUACAAUGGGUCCAGUGCAUCUACCUUGUGUUCAGAGCACAGUCAUUGAGAUGAAAGAGGGUUUCAUGGGACUUAAUUUAACUCUGCCAACCCCUAAAAUUGAAUCAUCAAACAUGACACCCUCCGUCUAUCUUCCCUCCUGUCUGAAAUCCAACUCAAGUAACAAAUCCAAAGUGGUGUGUACUUACUUCAAAGACAAAGCAUUAUUUCAGGGUUCGUCUGAUGCAGUUCUUCUGGUUGACAUAGUUGGACUCUCUGUGGAGAAUGAGAUCAUCAAAGACCUCCCAGAACCUGUCAAAAUCAAGUUUCAUCAUUCUGUUCUCCCAGCCAACUGUUCUAGAAAAUGUGUUUCAUGGGACACAAGACGAGAUAAUGCAGUGAACUGGAGAUAUGAUGGCUGUGAAACUCUUAAAAUCCAUGACACAGUGACAGAAUGCCACUGUAAUCACCUCACAUACUUCGCUAUUCUUGUGCAAGUGGAACAGAAGGAUACAGUUCGCCAUCUAAAGGAGCUGACGUUCAUUACCGCUGUGGGUUGUGCCGUGUCCUUAGUUAGCUGCUUGGUUCUCUUCUAUUGGCUCAGUAAACGCAGAGGGAAGAAAACCCAGAUCACACUGGUGCACCGUGGUCUAGUGGUGGCGAUAUUUCUUCUGUGCUUGUUCUUCAUUCUUACCGGUACACUGGCCAAUGUAGGAAAUGAACGCGUUUGUAAGAUAACAGGUUCCCUUCUGCAUUAUGCGCUGCUUAGCACCCUCUGUUGGAUGGCCAUGGAAGUGUUUCACACAUUCUUGUUGAUCCGCAAGGUGUUCGACUCAAAUCUCCCGACAUGGAUAUUUUACUUGGUAGGCUUUGGGCUUCCAGUUUUGCUAGUCAGUGUACUGCUCUUAACAGAGCAGAUUCAUAAGGUGGAUAUUUAUGGCAAAAGGGAGAUUGUGCCAAGUGAUAAUGUCAGCAGUCCUUACUUCAUGUGCUGGAUGCUGGUGAAUGAAAAGAGCCUUUUAGCUCAUUACAUCAUUAAUGUUGGCUUACUGGCUGUUGUGGUGAGCUCUGGUGCAGUCAUGCUUUUCCUUGUGGUGAGGGAGAUCCGCAACCGACCUGACUGGAAGAAGAUUCAUGUGGCUUUUCUCAGUAUCUGGGGUCUCACCUGUCUGUUUGGCACAACGUGGGGCCUGGGUUUCCUGGAUUUUGGCCCAUUGUCAGAGGCCAUUCUCUUCCUCUUCUGUAUUAUCAAUUCCUUACAAGGAUUUUUCCUCAUGCUGCGAUACUAUGCUCUCGAACGGAUGAAAAAGAAAGAUCGUUCCUUUUCGGAUGGGAGCAGUUCUGGAUCUUCAAAACAGCAUAUGUUACAGACUCAUGAAAAGAGUUAAAAGUCUGGUGAUGCUCAAACAGUGUCUUUCUGAAAUUGCCAAAUUAUACUUCUUUCAGAGUUGUUAAGAUUAUCCUCAAAGGGCAUUUGUAUAGGUCCUUUCUCAUUCUGCUGGUCAGGGUGUUGAAUGUUCCUCAGAUGACAUUGCACUGAUCAUAUAGUGUCGGGUAAAUGAGCAUAAAGGCUUCACCUGUCAUAAGCUGUAUUUCUGUGUUUAUGUUUUUAGUACGAGUAUAAUAAUUUGUUUCAGCCUUGCACUUUUUUUUACUACUGUGUAAAACUGCUGUAUUCAUUGUGAAAUGUAAAUAGGAGAUAUAGCAAUUCAUUUUUAGUAAUGAAUAAAAAAACAUUUCAUUUUGUGGUCAGAAAGUUCAGUUAAGAUGUGAUAUAAAUUUAUGUGAUUUUGUAGGUUUAAACUGCCAAAAAAAGUGCAUUCCCCAUGUAUUUUCAGAAUCAAGGUAAACGAGCUCAGCAAACUAUUAGUUUCGUCAGACGCAAGUUGCACUUUUGUUGGCUCUUCAGAGUUUUGUAUUGAAAUAGAGUAAAGCACAAACUUUGUAAUUUCUGUUUUAAGUAUUUGUGACUUUGUAUGUGUAUUUCUGUUGGAAUAUCAUAAUACAGAAUAUAUAUAACCAA